Microtus ochrogaster (prairie vole) is the source of this 1729-nucleotide messenger RNA. RefSeq names its product serine and arginine rich splicing factor 5 (gene Srsf5). Lineage: Eukaryota; Metazoa; Chordata; Mammalia; Rodentia; Cricetidae. Gene Ontology annotation, molecular function: mRNA binding. The record is from RefSeq and is a predicted model, not a curated record. Gene Ontology annotation, cellular component: nucleus; cytoplasm.
UACUUGCCAUGGUAAUCUCCGCAGCAAAACAGCGUUGUGUCCUGAGGACAAAAGCCGUACUAUGAAAACAAGGUACAGGAUUCCACCCUCCCAGCCUCUCCGUUCUGUUCUAUAGCCAACCUUGGCCCAGAGGAAAAAGAAAAUGGGCUUUCGGCACAGACAGAUUGAAUCCCCAGCAGUGGCAAAUAGCGCUGAAAUUGGGAAAUAAACCUCUUGGAACCAUACUUCCUUUUCCACCAACCAAGGCCAACAACUGCCAUCUUAGGGCUCUUGAGAGGAUCAGAUGGGAUAAACCAGUGAAAUGAACUGGACAACAUCUGGCGUACGACAGAACCUCCAAUUACUCCUGAACGUCCACGGUACAUAGGAAACACUAGCCGGGCAUCAUGAGUGGCUGUCGGGUGUUCAUCGGGAGACUAAAUCCAGCAGCGAGGGAGAAAGAUGUGGAAAGAUUCUUCAAGGGUUAUGGACGGAUCAGAGAUAUUGAUCUGAAAAGAGGUUUCGGGUUUGUGGAAUUUGAGGACCCAAGGGAUGCAGAUGAUGCUGUGUAUGAACUUGAUGGAAAAGAACUUUGCAGUGAAAGGGUUACUAUUGAACAUGCUCGGGCUCGGUCUCGAGGCGGGCGAGGAAGAGGACGAUACUCCGACCGCUUUAGUAGUCGCAGACCACGAAAUGAUAGACGAAAUGCUCCACCUGUAAGGACAGAAAAUCGCCUUAUAGUUGAGAAUUUAUCCUCAAGAGUCAGCUGGCAGGACCUCAAAGAUUUCAUGAGACAAGCUGGGGAAGUAACCUUUGCGGAUGCACAUCGACCUAAACUAAAUGAAGGGGUAGUUGAGUUUGCCUCUUAUGGUGACUUAAAGAAUGCUAUUGAAAAGCUUUCUGGAAAGGAAAUAAACGGGAGAAAAAUCAAAUUAAUUGAAGGCAGCAAACGUCACAGCAGGUCAAGAAGUAGGUCACGAUCUCGGACCAGGAGUUCCUCUAGGUCCCGCAGCCGAUCUCGUUCCCGUAGGAGCAAGUCUUAUAGUCGCUCAAGGAGCAGGAGCCGGAGUCGGAGCAAGUCCCGUUCUGGUAGUAGGUCUCCUGCGCCUGAGAAGAGCCAGAAACGUGGUUCUUCAAGUAGAUCUAAGUCUCCAGCAUCUGUGGAUCGCCAGAGAUCCCGGUCCAGGUCCAGGUCCAGAUCAGUUGACAGUGGCAAUUAAACUGUAAAUAACCUGCCCUGGGGACCUUUUUUAAAAAACAAAACAAAUUCCCAAACCAUACUUGCUAAAAAUUCUGGUAAGUAUGUGCUUUUCUGUGGGGAGGGAUUUGGAGGGGGUUGGGCUGGAUUUCUUUGUAGAUGUGGACCACCGAGGGGUUGUUGAAAACUAAUUGUAUUAAAUGUCUUUUGAUAAGCCUUCUGCUCACACUUUUGUGACUGUCUGAAGUAUAUAGUUUGUGUAUAUUGACAGAGCUCUUUUAUAACUAAAGCAUUUAAUUUUUUGUACUAGAAAAACUUUUGAACAUUUUAGUUCAUUGUUCAGAUAUGUUAACUCAAGAUUAGUUUAAUUACUCAAUUAAACUAAUAGCUUUGAACACUUAAAAGAGCUCUAAAUUUGCGUGUAUAUAAAGGCUUAAUAUGAGUUUUCUUUGUUAGAGGGUCGUGGGUGUCUUCUCACCCGUUAACAGCUGUAGGACAGACAUUAAAGCAGCUGUUUGUUAUUGAUAAUAAAAUAUAUUAAGUAUUAUACAA